Messenger RNA from Chelonoidis abingdonii (Abingdon island giant tortoise), 3774 nucleotides. It is a transcript of the gene SHISA4, whose product is annotated as shisa family member 4. Lineage: Eukaryota; Metazoa; Chordata; Testudines; Testudinidae. The record is from RefSeq and is a predicted model, not a curated record.
GGAGCUGCCGCUCUCCGUCGGGUUCCCUGCGCCGCCGGGCCCGCGGCGGAUCGUUCCGCCUGCCCGCCGCGGACCGUAUCACCACCGGCCUCCUGGUGCUUCCAGGGGAGCGGGAGAAGGAUGGGGAAUGGGGACCCCCGACCCGCCUGGCCCCUGCUGGCCAUGGUGCUCUUCAGCCUGACCGCCUCUCUGGGCUUGGCGGAUGAAGACUGCCUGUGGUACCUGGACAAGAAUGGCUCAUGGCACCCUGGCUUUGAAUGCAACUUCUUCACCUUUUGCUGUGGCAAUUGUUACCAGCGCUACUGCUGCAUCGACCCCCUGAAGCUCAUCACGGAGAGGCAGCAGAAGCACUGCCUUGCUUUCAGCCCAAAGACUAUCGCUGGCAUUGCCUCAGCCGUCGUCCUCUUUGUGGCCAUUGUUGCCACCAUCAUCUGCUGCUUCAUGUGCUCUUGCUGCUACCUGUACCAGAGACGGCAGCACAUGCGGACACCCUUCCAAGGCCAGGAAAUCCCGUUGUCCAGCUACCCAGCUCAGCCACCAGUCACCUACCCUGUGGAUCCCAAAGCAGGACCUGCACCCCCCCAGCCAGGCUAUGCCCCCAUGGCCAUGUAUCCGCCCACUGCCCCAGCUGCACAGUAUCCGAUGUACCCAGCAGGGCCCCCGCUGUACAACCCAACAGCACCCCCACCCUACCUUCCACCACAGCCCACCUACCCUGGAGCCUGAGGAGACCCCAGAGAGACUGCAGAGUCAGCGCCUUGUGCCCUGGACUGUGAGCUUAUGAGCCCCUGCUGCGGGCUUCUCUGCUGCAUUGUGACUCCUGUGAACCUCAGACACCUCGUGCCUGGUCCCAGACUAGCCAUUGCCACCUUCUCCCUCAGCAAAGCGGUGCAGUACACCCCCUUCCCUCUCCUGCCUGUUUCACUGAGGGACUAUGCCAAUUAGGGUCCUCCUGUGGUCCCCUGGGUAUGACAAGUGGGUUCCCCCAGGGCAUGCCAAAUGGGGUCCCCCUGAAGUCCCUUGGGCAUGAUAAGUGACUCUUUCCAGUGCGUACUGAAUGGGGCACCCCCACAGUCCCUUGGGCAGCAAAGUGGGGUACCCCAGGAUGUGCUAAGUGGGGCACUCCUGCAGUCCCUGGGCCAUUUCUGAGUGUCACAGCUCUGUAUGGCCUUAGUGAGGGAGGCUGAGUUCUGAGGGACCAAAAUACACAACAUGAGCACAAAGGAAGCUCUUGUGCAGCCAGACACUGGCUCCUUUGUGGGACGAGUUCCUUCUGCUGAAGCUGCCUCUGCAAAGGCUCCACCUCAGCUCAGCGCUCACAGGCACCGGGAUCUCAAUAGCCCAAUUGUGAUGGGGAGCAGUGCCCUGUUGGCAUGACCCUGGUGUGACCAUGGGCCCCUUCUCCUCCUGGCAUAGCCCAGCCCUUCCCAAGGGGUGGGUUAGUCUGAGAACGAUUGCCAUGGAACCAAGGUCUGGGGGGCUCCUAGGCAGCACCUCCUGUGGCAUGGUGCAGUUUCUCCAAACCUAGCACAAGGGCCCUGUGCAUUUGCAGCUGCAGCAGGACAGUUGCGAGCUGCAGGCACUGGGGCAGGGCAGGGUGCCACUUGGCAGGCACCCACAGUCCUGUUGCUCACUGAGGCCUGGUACAGCUCAUUGCUCCCCGUGGGCUUCCUCCCAAAAGAGAAACCUCACAUUAGGAGCUGCCAUUGCAGCCUGCAUGGGGUCGGGCAUAGCACACUAACAGAUGGCCCCGCACUGCACUUGGGUGUCCAGGAUCACUUGCCAAGCCCAGUGGGGCUCCUCUCAGGGCCCCUGAAUGGCAGGAGGCUCGAGCUUCCAUCUGGCAUCUGGCCAGCAUCACACAGCUCAGCCCCACAAAACAAGUGUGACCAUUGCUCUCGCAGGUGAGCCGCAGCCCCCAUGCUAUUGCAUCCUCUGUUCACUGGCCAAGGGGGCCCCCGCUCGCACCAUGCUGCCCCCAGGGAGCAGUGGCAAGGUUAGGGGCUCACUGCGUCCAGGUGGCUCAUGGGGGUAGCAGCAGGGGAGCUUACACUCAAGCUUCACAGGAGUCCCCCAGAGCUGGAGUGGGAAUUUCCCUGGAGAAACACCAUCUCACCACCCCUGAUCAAUGCCACCCUUCCUGACCCUCAGACUAGAGAUCCCACCCCCACCCCCAUGCACACGGCAGGGCAGAGGGAAACUCUGCCUCCUCCCCUGUAGGCCAGGUUGGCUUCCCAGCCUGUCUCUUCCUCUCCUACUUUCCCUGCUCUACAAGUGGACAAACCUGUGACUGACCCUUCCCCAGGUGCAUUGGGAUCCCUGGAAAUGGGUAACAGAGAUCAGUUCUCACCUUGUCUGUAGUGCCAGGGCACUGACUGUGGGGUCCCUGCCCAGAUGGCCAGGGUCAUUUGGGGUUAUUGCUCCUUCUAGUUCACUUCAGUACAGUAUUUGAAGCUGUUUACUGCCCUUUCCCUGGGGGAGACAGGAGGGUCUCUAGGACAGUUGGGCAGCCUGGGGCCAUGGCCAGGUCACUGGGAAGCUAGGUGUGCAAGAUUUGAUCACUAGUCCGGCCUGUCCUGCCCUAGACUCUGCUCUAUUAAGUCAGACUUGCUGGCCCGUCUGGCCUGUGCCCUGCCACCUCAGACUCAGCCUGUCUAGGAUCCUCCGCUGCUUGUCUAGGCUGCUGGCUCGCCUCUGCCAACAGCUGGUAUUUGGUGCUUCAAAGGAAAGUCACCUGGCCAAUUGUGUGAUACUGCCCUGGGGAUUUCCCCUCCCUGAUGCCUGCACUGAAGCCCAGAUUUUGCUUUUCCCCAAGAAGCAGGAGUAAGGCUUGGAGGCAGGAGGUGAGCUGCCUCAUCGCCCUGUGUGUGGUGGCCUCCUGCUCCAGCCAUGCACCCACCUCCUGCUGCCCGGAGCCAUGCAGCAGCCACUGCUGUGCUGCCAUAGCUGGAAUGACAAGUGUGUCCAUCAGUGUGCACUAAAAACCUGAUUAAACCUGUUCAUAGGUAAAUGCCUUCUGUGUUCUGGGACUUGAAGAGUGCAGGGUGAGGCCUGGCACGGGCAGGGACCAUAUUCAGCCUGGCUUCGGGUACCAUUAAACAUCCCAGCCACUGAGCAAGGAGCAGGGACAGACUCUUGGCCUUCAAGGCCCUCUGGCUGAGGAGAGGAGGCUGCAUUAUGGGGUGUGACAAGAGCUCAGCUGGAAGGGUGAGUUUCCUUUACAUAGUCCGUGACAAUGAGCCCCCAGAGGGACACAGUCAAUGUCUCUGUCCUCAGCUGCUCAGGAGGCAAAUUCCAGCAUGAGCAUCCCAAGCAGGCAGAGUGCUCCUACACCUGCCUCCCUGUGCACAGGGCGUCACCCUAGCAGGGCGAGGCAUGGCACAUCAGGGAGUCACCUCUCUUGGGCCCCCCUGUGGUGUGAGUGUGUGUGAGGGUGCUGUCAGGCUCUGGCAGAGUCAGCCAAGCCCCUGUCCUCUUGUCCCUGGGCCUCCGAGCCCUUUCCUCCUCUCAUAGCAACGGGGCUGAUUCAAACACUUCAGGUUAGUCAUCUCAGGGAGCCCAUUGUCUUCUUAAUACAGUCACCUUGGGGGGGGGCACAGCAGGACCCCACUGAUGGGAGACAGCAUAGUGUGGUGGACAGGACACAAUAGCACACGAGGGUUCUAUUUCCAGCUCUGCCAUUGCCUUGUUGUAUGACUUUGAGCAAAUCUCUAUGCCUCUGUUUCCCCAUCCCCAUUUGUCUUGUCUGUUGAGACUGUAAGCUCUUUGGGGCAG